Messenger RNA from Cinara cedri, 634 nucleotides. The record is from the annotation of a GenBank genome assembly. NCBI's taxonomy places the organism in Eukaryota, Metazoa, Arthropoda, Insecta, Hemiptera, Aphididae.
AUGUGUUCAAAACAAAACAAAUUGAAAAAUUUGCAUGAACCAGUAACUAAAGUAAGAUCAAAAGAGUAUGAUUUAGAUCGUUGUAAGAAGAACGGUGAACACAAUAUAGUUAUCAAAUAUAUUAACGGCGUCCCUUCCACUGCUCAGGCAAAUAAGAAUUUUUCUUUUAAACAAACUGCUCAUCGUCAUGCCGUCCCUCCUAAAACCUAAUUUGCCUGGAUGAUAAACUAAAUAUCUGUAGUGACGACGGAUCAUCAGUAUACCUCAAUGAUCCUCGAUGGUCUCGUGUUAUUAACUAUACAUAUAAGCUUAGUUGGAUAGCUUAAUUAAACUUGAAUUUAAAGACAUUUUAAAUUUGUAUGCAGACAUAUUAAAUGAUUGUUCUGAUUCUGUUUUAAGUCACCAAAUGAGUUUUGAAGAAUUAUACUUAUGGUAUCAAAAUUGUGAUUAUCAGGAAUCAGUCAAACAUAAUAAAAGAUCUGUAAUAGAUAAGUACUUUCCAUGUGAUUUUCAGAUGUACCCAGUUAUCUCAAAAUUGUUACAAAUUUUAAUAACAUUGCCAGUAACAACUACUACAGGAGAAAGACUGUGUCGCUACAAAUUUAAGAAACGUCAUAAGACAGCAGAGACUUAA